Molecule: messenger RNA, 8424 nt
Organism: Pecten maximus
Lineage: Eukaryota; Metazoa; Mollusca; Bivalvia; Pectinida; Pectinidae
Product: zinc finger protein 236-like
Exons: 25
Coding region: 316-5646 (1776 amino acids)
Biological process (GO): regulation of transcription by RNA polymerase II
Cellular component (GO): nucleus
Molecular function (GO): DNA-binding transcription factor activity, RNA polymerase II-specific; RNA polymerase II cis-regulatory region sequence-specific DNA binding; zinc ion binding
Source: RefSeq, a predicted model, not a curated record
UGAUGGUAUUCCUACUCCAGGACGCGUAGAAAUAUAUUUGGGCGAUUUUCACAGUCUAGAUACUUAGGUCAUACACUUCCACGACCGGGCCUUAAAUUACUCGCGAAGCAGACCAUUGAAUAAGGACAUUCUGUUGAAUGUUUUGGAAAUACAUUACCUCUGACAGAGGCUCGAUUGAUAUUACAUCAGGAUAAUAUUGUUACAAUAAGCUUGUGCAGUGCUGCUGAUCUGGAAAAUGUGGCUGGAAGUCUGGUGGUCACUGAUGGUUCAGGGCUUGAUUAUGCCCAGUACAUCACUCAUGCCACUGUGGCACAGAUGGCUCAGGUGGCAGAGACUGGAGAAAUGGUGGCCUUUGUGGAACAGCAUAUUAUUGAUCCACAGCAGGAGAACAUUGACCCCCAGCAGAAUAUUGAUGCCCAGAAUAUGGUGGAACAUGUGGUGUACGAACAGAUCCCAACUCAGCACAUUCUGGCCCUCCCCCAGUCUGAACCUCUCCACCCGAAAAAGGACAGUGUCAAACCACCUGUAGGCAAGGGUCCUUUCAAGUGUGAUACAUGUGAGAAAGUAUUUCCUAAGUGGAACCAGUAUCAACGCCAUCAAAAACUACAUGAUGAGGACAAGCCAUUUGCCUGUGCCCACUGUACUGCUUCAUUCAAUGUUGAGGACAAUCUGAUUCUUCAUGAGGCUACCCACGUUCAGAGUGGUGACCCAGUAUGUCCCGAGUGUGGCAAGAAGUUCUCACGUAUUGCCAGUCUCAAAGCACACAUCAUGUUACAUGAAAAGGAAGAAAAUCUCAUGUGUACUGAAUGUGGGGACGAAUUCAGUGUACAGAGUCAGUUAGACAAACACCUGGCAGAACAUCGACAGGAACAGGAGGGAAUCAAGACAUACCCAUGUCGACAAUGUACCCAGGAAUUCAACAAACCUGCCUUCCUCCGGGAGCACAUGAAACAGCACUACAAGAUCAAAUCAUCACUUGCUCACCGAGCCUACAAAAGGAACAUAGAUCGGUCCACAUUCCACUACAAGUGCCAACAUUGCGGGAAGACCUUCCAGAAACCCAGCCAGCUAGAACGACAUAACCGCAUCCACACAGGGGAGCGUCCUUACAAAUGUAGCCUGUGUAGCAAGGCUUUUAACCAGAAGGGAGCUCUCCGUAUCCACAUGACCAAACACACAGGAGAUCGACCUCACAUGUGUGAUUUCUGCCCAUCAACAUUUGCUCAAAAGGGAAACCUCAGGGCUCAUAUCAAGCGAGUUCAUACACUACCAAGGGACCAGGAAGAUAAGCCAGCAUUUCAGUGUGACGAGUGUAGCUGUGUGUUCAAAAAGCUAGGGAGUCUGAACGCUCAUAUCAGUCGUGCUCAUACAGAUGGCGGAGAGCCACCUACCCAAGUUGAGAUUGGCAGUUUGAAAGACAGCGGCCAUCGGACAGUUGAUGAGAAUGUCAUCAACCAGCUAUUGGGUCUGUCUGAGCAAACCAUAGAAACUUCUGUCUCGACCAACCAUCAGACAGGUGAUGGGUCAGUUACAGACGAUGAUCCCGACAAUCCACAGAGUUCAGACAUCCUACAACAAGCAUUGGAAAACAGUGGUCUACCUAGUGGUGCUGAGGUAGCUGUCGAGUCGACCGCUGCAGCAUCACAUGUAUUAACGGCUGUAGCUCCAGCAUCAAUGUCUAUAGCCAAUUCUACCCCGGCACCCAUCAUACAGACUGUCACCACCAUGAAUGUCCAGGACACAGCGACAGGCUCCAUUAAAAAACACAUCAUCAGAAAGAUCAAUGGCGUCCGGUGGCAUCAGUGUACCUACUGUACCAAAGAGUUUAAGAAGCCGAGUGACCUUGUGCGCCACAUCAGAAUCCACACCCAUGAGAAACCUUACAAGUGUACACAGUGUUUCCGAGCCUUCGCUGUCAAGAGUACCCUUACUGCUCACAUCAAAACUCACUCCGGUGUAAAGGACUUUAAAUGCCAUGUGUGUGACAAACUCUUUUCCACUCAAGGCAGCCUCAAAGUCCAUCUGAGGAUGCAUACAGGAGCCAAACCAUUUGACUGCCCUCAUUGUGACAAGAAAUUCCGCACCACUGCUCACAGGAAGAGUCACAUAGCCUCACAUUCCAAAGAUGAUGGGAUCAAGCGACCUCGACGGACAUUUAGACGAACAGCCAAGUCUGAUCUCUCACUGCCUGAUAUACCCAUGCAAGAACCUAUACUUAUAACAGAUACAGGUCUGAUUCAGCAGCCACCUAGGAACAACAUCAUCACCACAUACCUUGGUGAGGCUGGCAGUGUGGACAGACCCUACAAGUGUGGCUUCUGUCAACGAGGUUUUAAAAAGUCUAGUCAUCUCAAACAGCAUCUCAGGUCUCACACAGGUGAGAAGCCUUACAAAUGUGUACAGUGUAUGAGGUCGUUUGUCUCGAGUGGGGUCCUCAAGGCUCACAUUCGUACUCACACAGGUGUGAAAGCCUAUAAGUGUCCCCUGUGUGAUAGUAACUUCACCACUAACGGCAGUCUGAAGCGCCACAUGUCAACCCACAGCGAGGUCCGCCCAUUUAUGUGUCCCUACUGCCAAAAGACCUUCAAGACAUCUGUUAACUGUAAAAAACACAUGAAAACACACAGACAUGAGCUGGCUAUACAGGCUACUAUACAACAGGGAGGUAACUCUGGUGGUACAGACCACCUGGCAGAUGACAGUCCAGAAAACACGGACUCGGAAAUGAUGACCGAAACUCAGACUGCGGAGAUGAACCUGAACCACCAGGAAUUGACUGCUACGUCUAUGGCACAGCAGGAAAUCGGUCAGCAGGCAAUCCUUUCUCAGCCUAACAUACAGGAUGCCCUGAACACUGCCAGCCUCGAUCAACAGCUACAGCAGACUCUCAACCAACAGAUUUUUGGUCAGCAACAGACUUUCAGCCAAAGUUUAUUAGGACCUGGUCAGCAGAACUUCAAUCAACUGAAUAACCAGCUCAACGCUUACAAUCAGUCCCAGUUUGGUCUUCAGACUCAGCAGCUUCAGAACAACCUGGACAUAAAUAAUCCCUACACGGGAUACAACCAGUCUGUGACUUCUCUUACUUCUAGUCUUCCCAGUACCUCCAUGCAGAACAUUCUCCCCACAAAUGAUGGCCAGAUUCCAGAGGCACAGGAAGCUGACCCCACUGAGCAGGAACAGGCAGUGUCUGGGACUGACCAGCAUUAUGCUCUGAUACCUUUGGAUGACAUUAAGCGUGUGUACAAGUGUGACUUUUGUGACAAGUCCUUCAAGAAAUCCAGUCACCUUAAACAACACAUUCGCUCCCACACAGGUGAGAAGCCUUUUAAGUGUCUGACCUGUAAUCGAACAUUUGUGUCAGCUGGAGUCCUAAAAUCACAUUUGAAGACCCACCAAGGCAUGAAGGAGUUCCGUUGUCAUGUGUGCCAGGCCAUGUUCACUACCAAUGGUUCACUCACACGCCACAUGAACAUCCAUGUAAGCCAGCGUCCAUUUAAGUGUCCAUACUGCCAGGAAACCUUCAGGACUUCCUCCAUGUGUAAACGACACAUGCGACUCCAUAGGGAAGGUAAUGAAGAGGAUCAUACCAUACUGCCACGGAGGGCAAAGUCUGUGGUUCAUGUUACAGAUGAACAGACAGAGGAGUUGUCGCGGACUGCAGAAGAGGAAGAUCUCACCGUUUCAGAAAAAAUCUUACUGGAAUCGGCGACAGAAAAAACCCGUGUCAGCGAACCAAAGGAGAUUCGAGAAGAAACAUUAGAAAAAGGACCGAAGCAUGCUCACCAAUGUUCAUACUGUCAAAAAAGUUUCAAGAAGCCGAGUGAUUUAGUACGACACGUGAGGAUACACACAGGGGAAAAACCGUACAGUUGUGAAAUCUGCUCCCGUGGGUUCACCGUCAAGUCUACACUUGACAGUCACAUGAAAACUCAUAAUGCUAAUGACAAGCGGUUUAAAUGUCAUGUGUGUGCAUCCAUGUUUUCUACAAAAGGCAGUCUUAAGGUUCACAUGCGUCUACACACAGGAGCUAAACCUUUCAAGUGUUCACACUGCGACCAGCGCUUCCGCACGUCUGGUCAUCGUAAAAGUCAUGUGUUGACUCACAAUCCAGACCAGCCUAAGCGAAGGAAGGCCAUCACCCAGGUUGUUCCUGACGUUGAUAAUCAACAACAACAGAUCAACUUACUUAACGGAUCCGAUGUACAGAAUAUUGUUGUGACUAGUCAACCUAAUGUUGGUCAGGUGAUCAAUAUUGACCAAUCAAUGCUACAGGCCCAGAAUGUGUUACCGGUGUCACUGACCGUACAGGACAAUAUGGGUCAGCUAAAUGAAAGUGCGCUGGCUGCAAAUGUGUUACAAGGUCUCGAAGGAAUACAGCUUCAGUUUACAGGCAAUCUGGGACAAGGAAUUCAGAUUACAGGGCUCGACCCCAACAUCUUCUCUCAGACUGUACAGAUUGACACUAGCCUCAUACAACAGCUACAGAACCAGGGCAACGUUAACAUUACCAUUAAUCCUAAUAUCAUCACCCAGAGUGCACUACAAGCUGCUGAUCCAAACCUGGUACAGAACGUACAGAACAUCCAGAUACAGAAUGUACAGCCGGUAACAGUCCAGGAACAGAUCAAUCCAAAUGUUAUCAUACAGCCCAUGUCUACAAUAACAGUGCCCCAUAUAGAAAACCAGCAGCACCUGGCCAACAUACAGGGCUUGCAGGGAAUACAAAACAUACAGGGCCUUCAGGCUGCAGGGCUUGUACAAGGCCAGGUCACCAUGCAGGACGGCGCGCCAAAUUCCUUUGUUGUCACAGCUGAUGGAACUUUGGCCAAUGACCAACAGAUUACCGUCACACAAGGAGACUUACAAGUAUUACCAGAGGUAGACGACACGAACAUUGUCAAUGAAGAAGCUGAGGACGAACUAGAUGAGGAGGAGGAUAUUGAUGAGGAGGAAGAUGACAUUGGCGAUGCCGUUGGAAUUGUAGGAUCAGUAGAUGAAGAUAAUCCCAACCUUCCUGACAUUGAGGAGGAUGAGGAAGAAGAGGAUGGUCUGACCCAUGGUAGUGAAUCAGCUAACAUAAGUCUGAGUGAUGUGGCUGGUGGGGCAGGGCGUCAGCAUACAUGUACUGUUUGUAAUAAGAGUUAUAAGCGAGCCAGUCACUUGCGGGAACACAUGGUAAUACAUGACCCUUACGCAUCACCAAAGAGAAAUAAGUUUGCUCCUCAUCAUUGUGAUACAUGUGAGAAAUCAUUCCAGAAACCUAGUCAGCUGGCGAGGCAUAAACGCAUCCACACAGGUGAGAGACCUUUCAUAUGUGGGAUUUGCCACAAAGCUUUUAACCAGAAAAAUGCACUUCAGAUCCACUUGAAGCGCCAUAGUGGAGAAAAACCACACAAGUGUUCCUACUGUGAACUAGCAUUCACACAAAAGGGAAAUCUCAAAACUCACAUCAAACGUGCUCAUCAUAUGGAUAUGGUUCACUCCAUGAACUUACCUAAAGCAUUGAGUAUUGUGCCACCAGCUGGCGCCACUGUCAGCAUUAGUACAGAUGGGGAUGUCAACCAGGACUCAGGUCAUGAAGUCACCACAACACAAGAGGAAGAUGGAAUUAAUUUAGAGGAAGUGGCGGACUUAUUUCCUUGACGACCAGUAAACCAAUAGGUUAUUUGUUGUUCUGCUGAAAAAGUGGCUGUUGAUUCAGAAAGAGAACUGAUGUCUUUCUUGUGUGUAACUGCAAUGUAAUUUUUAAAUGUUAUUUUGAAUGUUCUGGUUUUUUUCCGGAUAAUUGAUUUUAUAUAGCUUUGAAUUUUCAUACUAAGGAACAUUCAAAUAUUUCCUUGGAUGACAAGUUCAUGUAUUAUAAAAUUGAACACUUGGGUUGUAAAAGAAUUAGGUUUUAAUUAGGAUUUAGAUAAAUUCCAUUACACACUCUAGGGACCAGAUUGAGAUGUGAGUUAAUACCCUGAGAUAACUCCUAGGCCCCUCCAGAAUAACGCGAUGAUGUAGGAGGGUUUUUCUGAAUCAGUUUCAAGUAUAUUGUGCUACACAAGUUUUAUUGUGCUAACUGCCUAACUGAGAAUUCCUAAGUUCAGUAUGUGAUAUGAGCUUGUGAUAAUUGAUGUUGUUGUGGUAAUAUGAUCAGUAUAAUACAAUACAAUACAAUACAAUGCAAUUCUUGUAUUGUAUUGUAUUAUGAUCAGUAUACUCUGAUGUUUAUAAUUAAACCCCCACCAAUACUACAAAGCAGGAACAGUUUGCACUUCCUGCCAUCUGUAUCCUAGUUCUACUAAAACAUUCUCUGAGGAAGUAAUAAUCACUGUGACCUAUUUGACGAUAAUAAUAGUUUUGUCAAUAUUGAGGUGUUGCAAAUAACCGUUAUUUGUAGUGAAAAAUGGCAAAAGAGAAAUAGUAUUUCUUCCAUUUACACAGCGUACUUUCUGAUCCAAAUAAAAGUGUACAGUUUGGUAAAUAUCUGUUUUUGGUGGGGGUAUAUGGAUUUCUAUUAAUAUGUUCCUUUGUUUAAAUUGAUCAGAUAAGAAAAAGAAAUCUCUGAAAUCCAUAAUGCCAAUCAAAUAAUUAUGAAAAUACUCGUAGGAAGAAUAAGUAUGAAUACUGUGUAUAAGUGUGCUAGAAUUUGUCAGAUCAAACUAUUGAGCAUUGUAUAGUAAUAUUUGGUAUGAAAAGUGGGUAUGUUGAAUGAAGAAGAUUGCUUGAUAUGAAUGUGAAUUUUUGUGGAAUAUUAUAAACAAAAUCUGUGGAUAAAGAAUUCCACAUUCCUUGUUAUUUUGUGAUGCGCAACAGUACUUGGCCAUAGAGAGGAGGUACUACUUAUAGGGGUCUAAAGUGUAAGUUCGGGAAUUCAUAUUUGAAAACUCAAUUAAGAUUACAAAUAAGUACAUGCUUGCGUAAUUGUGUGUUAACCCCAAAAAUUCAAACUUUUUUUUUGCUGAGAAAUUAAAAUGUUUUAUGAAAUUUUUAUUUCAACAUAUCAUUAUUUUAUGACAUGGUGCUGCAUAAAAAUGUUGGUGGUCUUAGACGUGUAGAGAUAGCUUUCAUGUCCUUGAACUACUUUGCAUGCCUGGACUAUUGAGGUUUAUGUGAUUGGGACAUUCCAGCCUCUUGUUUUUUUUAGAUUUCCCAGAAAUGUAUCGGUAAGCUGCAUUUGUCAGAUGGUGUUCAUUUCAUAAUUACAAACGGUAUAAACCAUUGUAUCAAAAUGUUGUUGGAUAUUUUUUCCAGGUUAUCCAGUAUAACAGUAGUGUGGUAAUUACUAUUGUUCUCUCACAUCUGUGUAUGUUAUGAUUAAUAGAAUCUUAUAAGUGAUAAAGAUCUGUUAGGUGGACAGGGAUAUCUCAUCCUGAGUGAAUGAAUUUAGCUGGUCAGCAUGAGACUUUCUGAGUGCUGGCCAGCCAAAAUCAUAGAACAGACCAAUAUUUGAUUAUUUUUCUUGCUUAUUUACAAAUUUUAUUUAGAAUAAACAUUAAAUCUUUGCCAAAAUCCAAAAAUCUCAUUAUUGAGAAGGGGAUAUGUCGUUCACAAUUGUAUGACAUUACAGAAACAAUACAGUGAUGUCACGUUGACAGUUCAUAAUGAUGUCAUAGUGCUUGUGUGAGAUAGAGUUAUCUUACCCCUAGCAACGAAAAGAUCAACCUUUGAUGAAUGUGAGAAACAUGUGUCAUGUAGGAAAUAUAACUCAAUCCCACAAAAGAGCCCCUUGAGACCCAUUAGUUCUCCAAUACAAUAUUUGGUCAUUGUACCAAUCUACUAGGUUUAUCUUUAGGAUGGAAAUGUCAGUUUUACUAGAUUCCCUGUUUACAGGUGGGAGAAAAACAGUCUUAUCAUGAUUUAGUUAUUGAGGAUGGGAAAAUUUUAGCCUUCGGUGUAGAAUUUUGGCUCAGAAUCUUGGAAAUACUGCAGUUUUGAUCCAAUCCCUCGGGUAGAUUUUCCCCCAAAAUCUAUCUGAUAUAUCCUCUAUAAGUAAUGGUAUGUCUGAUAUUGUGUAUUACCGUAUGUCGACAUUCUAUGUGUGCCAAAGUGAUGCCGCAAAUAUAGAGAUGAAACUACCGACAUCUACCACAGAAGUAAAGCACACUGGGAUGAAAUACUAUACACCACAAUGUUGGAAUGGAAUCAUAUUUUUUAUAAAUGUCAUCGCAAACAAAUUUUUUGGCUUUUCAAAUCUAAAAAAUUUUGCACUGAGUUACUUGGAAAAUCUUUAAUUAUUUAUUUUCAAGUAGUUGAAGACUAAAAUAACCAAACAGCUGGAGGAAAAAUCUCUGUUGUUUUUUUAGUUAAUGCAUUUUUAAUAUGGAACGAAAAAGGUUGACGAAGCUUAGAAAUGUAUGAUUUUUUGAGCUACAUUCUCCUAUAACAUUAUUAUUAUUGUGUAUCAAUAAAAUGUUAAUAAUUUAUUAAAUUUAA